Messenger RNA from Drosophila rhopaloa, 2058 nucleotides. Its product is annotated as dynein axonemal intermediate chain 4. Gene Ontology annotation, molecular function: dynein light chain binding; dynein heavy chain binding. The record is from RefSeq and is a predicted model, not a curated record. Bases 1 to 2058 code for a protein of 685 amino acids. Gene Ontology annotation, cellular component: axonemal dynein complex. The transcript has 4 exons. NCBI's taxonomy places the organism in Eukaryota, Metazoa, Arthropoda, Insecta, Diptera, Drosophilidae. Gene Ontology annotation, biological process: cilium movement.
AUGUCGCGACCUUUGAGAAAGGAUUACCGCACUGCGGACUUUGAGCAGCUCAGUAAGAUGAUCAAGGAUCAUCCGCUGAUGAAGGCUCCUGAAACGGAGCAGCAGCAGUUGCAAAAGCUGCGAACGCCGGAGUAUCGAACAAAGUGUGUGAUGAGGGCUUCUCUGGAUGACAUUGCUUUGGGGAUCAAUCUCUAUAAGCUGCAGCUGGACAAGCCGAUGUCACCCACUGUUGAGGAACCGGAUUACUUGAAGGAGCCGGCUCCCUCGGCCCGUUCCGCAGCCUCCGCUCGUCCACCAGCCACGCCCUUUAUCAAGGUGCUGCUCCGCAAGACGCCCAUGGUGGUUCUGUUCGAAAGUCGCAGCAUGACCGCCUUGGCGGACACGAAUGAGGGUCGUCAGGUGAUGGAGGACAACAGGAAGUACGAGGAGCUGCUCUCGGGAGUCGACAAAACACGGAGGACAGUAGAUGCGGAUACGCAAACCAUGACGGCGCUGAUGAAAUCAAGACUGGUAAACACCGAACGGCUGACCACCGCCCAGAUGGGUUCCUAUGUGUCCAACUUCGAGAUGUACGACACCUACACUGACCUGGAGAAGUCCACCACGAGUGUACAGGUUCAGGGCGAAAAGAAGAUGGAGAUAACGACCUACCACGUGGGCGGAGUAGAUCAGUUUGUGGCGAUCAAUAGCCUUCCCGGUUUUCGACUAGCUCUCAUGUUGACCAUGCGCAUCCUGGCCAGCAAUGUGUUUGAGCCGCAACAGCGCCGCUACAGGAAUAUGGCACUGCCGGAUCCCUUGGCCGAGGAUGUGAAGUUCAAGUACCGAUUGGGACUGCUUUGGCGACUAAGUCCACCUUCUUCAAAUCCAAAGGUGCAUCAGGCAGUAAGCGAUGUGAGCUUCUGUCCCAGUAAUGGUGACAUAAUGGCGGUGGCCUAUGGUGUUUAUAGCCAUGGCAAGGUUGGCAAGUUGCCCAAAUCCGGAUGGGUCUAUGUGUGGAACAUCAAGAACCCAGUGAACCCGGAAAGACGUUACAACUACCAGGUGGCAGUGGUCACAGUGGAGUUUUCACCCACACAACCUCAACUAUUGGCCAUCGGUUUGCAUAAUGGAAGCGUUGAAGUGAGGGAUAUUUCUGGACAAGAUCUCCCUCCACUAGCCAUAUCCCAACGUUCAUCUUCGCCCCAUUUCGAGCCAGUCACCGCCAUCAAAUGGAUAUAUUUCGAGGGCGAUGUGGGAUCCAGGAAUCCCCACAUCACUCCCUUUUUGGCCACCUCGCAGGCGGGAGCGGUGACCAAGUACCGGCUGAUAAACAGCCCCAAUCUGCUGGGAUUCGAGCAGCAGCGCUUGCAGCGGGCGGAGGGCGAGCUGGAGGGGAUUCCCAUCGAGCGACUGCCUCCUGCGGCUUCGCUCUUGGCCAACAGGCAUCCGCAGUGCUUGGAGAUAGUCCUCGAUCCCGUGCAGGCGGAUAUGUACUAUGUGCUCACCGACGAGGGAACUCUCUACAAGUGCUCCACCAACUACCCACUGCAGCAUCUGGAGCUGAGGCAGGUGCACGAUGGGCCAGCCGCGUGCAUGGAGUUCUCACCGUGGUCCCCAAGACUGUACCUCACCUGCGGGAGUGACUGGUGCAUUCGAAUUUGGCUGGCGGGAAUCCUUCUGCCCAUUGUAACUCUGCAGCACCACCUGUCUCCGGUGCACUGCGCCCGCUGGAGUCGCACCCACUCAACCAUCCUGGUUUCGCUCAGUCGCAGCACUGUGGAUAUCUGGGAUCUGCGUAACAGCACCAUGAAGCCGGUGUCCUCCACCAUAAUCGAUGCUGAUAUCUUCUACUCCACCUUUAAAUUCACGCACUGCGGUCGUUCGCUGGCCGUGGGAAAUGAGGCUGGCAACCUGCUCAUGUUGUCCUUCGAGGACAUGCCCUUCCCCCCGCACUUUCAGUACAAGCAGCUGAAACGAGCCAUCUUCAAGGCUUUGGCCAUGCAACCAGAUCUUCGCAAGCAGGUGAAAAGCGUUGGACACUUUGGCUACCCCGGGGGAAAGAAACAAACCAGAGCUUAA